GGCACCUACGGAUAACGGAGACGCUGUCGCAGCUCGUCCCAGGUCCCUCUGUCUCCACUGCUGUUCGGAUCAAGGACGGAGCGUCUGUCCUGCCGAUAGCACGGGGCUGCCGUUGUGGAUUCCUCCUCUCUCUGACUGCCUGGGUUUUGAACUUUUCUUGCUCCUUGCAAACUCGUGACGCCGUCUCCUUCAUCUUGCCCCUCCGUCCCCGAGACCGAGAAUGGCAGAGAAGCGGCGCUCCCCGUGUGCGCUCAGUGUCAAGGCGCACGCAUUCUCCGUGGAAGCGUUAAUCGGAGCGGAAAAGCGACGCAGGACGGCCGAGGAGGAUGCAGUGUCUCCAGGCUACGAGGACGGUACGGAUGUGUCUGAUCUAACUGGGAGCCCGGGACUGAGGGCCGACAGAGCGUGCACCAGCGACCGGGGCAGUGAGGCUGAAUGUGCAAGUGACGGAUCCCCUGAGAGCGAGGACGCACUGCUGGAGAGCCCGCAGCCCACAGCUCUGUGCACGGCGCCGGUAACCGGCAAUGGAGAGGAGACCCGCGUGGACCUGCAAGGAUCAGACCUGUGGAAACGGUUCCACGAGAUUGGCACGGAGAUGAUUAUCACCAAGGCCGGACGGCGGAUGUUCCCCGCUAUGCGUGUGAAGAUUACGGGCUUGGACCCACAUCAGCAGUAUUACAUUGCCAUGGACAUAAUCCCCGUGGACAACAAACGAUAUAGGUACGUGUAUCACAGCUCCAAGUGGAUGGUAGCGGGGAAUGCGGACUCCCCUGUGCCUCCCAGAGUGUACAUCCACCCGGACUCCCCGGCCUCAGGGGAGACGUGGAUGCGUCAGGUCGUCAGCUUCGACAAACUCAAACUGACCAACAACGAGCUGGACGACCAGGGACAUAUCAUUCUGCACUCUAUGCACAAGUACCAGCCACGGGUCCAUGUAAUCCGUAAGGAGUGUGGAGAGGAGCUGUCCCCAGUGAAAGCCAUUCCUGCCGGGGAAGGCACCCGUACCUUCUCCUUCCCAGAGACUGUGUUCACCACCGUCACGGCAUAUCAGAACCAACAGAUUACAAGGCUGAAAAUUGACAGGAACCCAUUUGCCAAAGGCUUCAGAGACUCUGGCAGAAACCGGAUGGGUUUGGAGGCCUUGGUUGAGUCUUACGCAUUCUGGCGUCCAUCUCUACGGACACUCACAUUCGAGGACAUCCCUGGUAUGACCAAGCAAGGAAUCCCAGGAGCUCAUGGAGUUGGAGCACCAUCUCACCUGCUCUCCACGUCCCCGUGCUCCUCUCCUUUCCAGGUUUGCCCACUCAGCCCACCUGACUACACCUGUAGCCGGUCCACACACCCCCUCCACCGUUACAGCAACCCUCCAGAGCCUUUCCCCCCUUCCAGAGGCCCGUCUGCGUAUGAGGGUGAAGGAUUCUGUUCCCUGCCUCUUCCUGCUUCUCAACUUGGCUAUCUAUCAAAUCCCACCGCGCAGGGUUACGCUGGUCUUCGCCUCCACACGCCGCCCUACAGCCUGUACGGUUACACAUUCCCCCCUUCACCGCGCCUUGCUGCCAGCCCCGACAAAAUGGGGGCCGCUGCCACUGCCAGUCAUCAGAGUCCCUUCCUUGGCUCGUCUCCCAGUGGGACUUUAACAGACAGUCUGGGUGUGCUCAGUGGAGGACAGCAGGGCUUCUUGUUCGACUCUCGGACUUUAGGACUGACAGGUAGCCAGCCGGGAGGUGGCGCCUCACAGGUCACUGCCCACAUGGGCUGAAUUUGACUCUGACUCUUCUGAGUUGUCACAAUAACAAAAUGACACCCUGGAAUGGGUGUAAGUUGUUUUUAGUUCAGAACGUUCUAUGAAUUAAUUUCCAUGUGCUGAGCAAGCACCAUGCUGACCCGUGGACAAACAGGGAAGAGGGACAGAUCAAGCCAUUGCUUCUCUGAGCAUGAGCUGGUCAAAGCUGUGCCCAAAGGGAAUAUUUCUUAUCUUUCGAGCAUUAUUUCUAUGACACGCAAAUCCAGCUGCACUGGGCCCGAAAGGAACAAAAGUUUUUGGAGGAGGAGUCAAGACCAUAUAACCACUCUGACUCAACCGGAGCUGAAUUUGGUCUGGGCUGAAACUGGGCUGGCCCAGACAAUCAAAGCAAGCACUUCAACCACUGGCAGGAGCCCCAGAAGCAGAAACUAUGAUCCUCACACAGCGUUUUUCACUGCCUCCACGAUCUUACCUACCCUGAGCUACUCAACAAUAGUUUUAAACUUGUAAACAUUUUCUCAUUACAAACCGUUUCAUAACUCAGGCUUAAAAACAGGCAACAUGCGAGGCCUGACACAUAUUAACAUGAUGACAUCAUGGCCGCGAGAGACCACUGGAGAUAUCCCGGUGGCAAUUAUGGACUGACGAGGUUAAGGCUGUGGGAGACUGAUCUACAUAUUCUACUUCUGAGAUUACAGGCGUUUACUUGAUGCAGCUGUUUGGAUGUCAGGCUGAAGUCUUUCUUUGUGUGAUGGAGAUGUAAUGGUACAUGACUCUGUAUAUAGCGGGGGAGGGGCGGGACGGGAGGAGAGUGAUGUGUAUAUAAAGGGCCGUGUGACCCUUCGCACUUAAAAACCCCAAUGCACCUGCUUCUGCUCUUUAGACUGGGUCAGGUAUGCCUAACCUGAACUUGACCGAAAAGCUUUUCUUAGCAAACUCACUAUAUCAGCAAGCCCUUUGGCCAGAGGACGUUAACAUGUUUGGUGACCCUUUUGAGCCAAAUAAAAUCUAUGUAUUCAUGUCA
Messenger RNA from Mugil cephalus (flathead mullet), 2768 nucleotides. RefSeq names its product T-box transcription factor 18 (gene tbx18). The record is from RefSeq and is a predicted model, not a curated record. Gene Ontology annotation, molecular function: RNA polymerase II cis-regulatory region sequence-specific DNA binding; DNA-binding transcription factor activity, RNA polymerase II-specific. The coding region runs from base 221 to 1759 and encodes 512 amino acids. Lineage: Eukaryota; Metazoa; Chordata; Actinopteri; Mugiliformes; Mugilidae. The transcript is spliced from 8 exons. Gene Ontology annotation, cellular component: nucleus. Gene Ontology annotation, biological process: morphogenesis of embryonic epithelium; cell fate specification; somitogenesis.